CACCAGCCGCCCCAGCCUGCGCAUGGCCGACCGCCUCUACUACGGCACCCGCGACAUGGUGUUCGCGCCCUACGGCGAGCGCUGGCGCCAGCUGCGCCGCGUCUGCGUCUCCCACCUCCGCACCCAGCGCCGGGUCCUCCGCUUCGGCGCCGUCCGCGAGCAGGAGGCCGCCGCGCUGCUCGGCCGCGUCCGCGGCACCGCCGGCGCCGUCGUGAACCUGAGCGACCUCCUCGUCGCCUUCUCUAGCGCCGUCAUCUCGCGCGCCACGUUCGGCGACGCGGGCUACGGGCUCGACGGCGGCGCCAACGGAGGAUGGGCGAAGCUGAGGAAGGUUUUCGGUGAGUUCGAGGAGCUGCUCGGGACGGUGCCGAUGGCGGAGAUGGUGCCGUGGCUGUGGCUGGUGGACGUGGUGACCGGGCUGGAGCGGAAGGCCAGGCGCACGUCUGAGGAGAUAGAUCGGCUGCUCGAGAGGGUCAUCGCCGACCAUCGCCGGCGACGUCGUGGUGGUGCACGGCGGGUCGGAGACGGGGAGGAAGAUUGCAGGGACUUCGUGGACGUGCUGCAGGACUUGAGCGAGGCAGAGGAAGAGGUCGGGGGAGUCCAGCUCGACACGGUCGCCAUCAAAGCCACAAUCCUCGACAUGCUCGUUGCCGGCACCGACACUACGUACACGCUGCUGGAAUGGGUCAUAGCGGAGCUCAUCAACUACCCAGCCCGGAUGCGCAAGCUCCAGGACGAGAUCCGCGCGGCCGUCGUCGGCGACCACGUCACCGAGGACGACCUUCCCAAGCUACCAUACCUCAAGGCCGUCAUCAAGGAGACGCUCCGGCUGCACCCGCCGGGGCCUCUCCUCCUGCCGCGGGAAACCCUCGAGGACACCGAGCUGCAAGGCUACCACGUCCCGGCGCGGACGCGUGUCGUGAUCAACACAUGGGCGAUCGGCCGGGACGCGGCCACCUGGGGGGAGCACGCCGAGGAGUUCAUGCAGGAGAGGUUCGCCGCCGACGGCGAGGCGGAGUACCACAGGAUGGGGGCGGACUUCAGGUUCCUGCCGUUCGGCGGCGGGAGGAGGGGGUGCCCGGGCGUCGAGUUCGCCGUGCCGGCCAACGAGCUGGCGCUGGCGAGCUUGCUGUAUCAUUUCGACUGGGAGGUCCCAGUUCCAGUUGCAGGUGGAGGGAGGCCAUGGACGACGGCGGGAUCGUUGGUGGACAUGAGCGAGGUGAACGGCCUCUCCGUGCGACUCAAGAGGCCUCUGCUUCUGGUAGCUCAGCCCUGGCCUGCCUGACAUGCAAGCUGAUCCUGGGCUCUGCUCUCUCUCGCAUUAAGUGGUUGUGGUAGUAUGUUUUGAACAUUAGCAAUCUCUUCUUGGUAUGGCCCGGCCGGUUCACUAUUUGAAAAGGGGGGAAAUCAGCUAGGCUCCGAAUUUCGUGCAAACCUGUUCAAAUAAGUUUUGGAAUUUGGCUGAAACUUAAGAAAACUUGAAUGAACUUUGACAGUGAAGUUUGAAAUCUUA
Molecule: messenger RNA, 1513 nt
Organism: Panicum virgatum (switchgrass)
Lineage: Eukaryota; Viridiplantae; Streptophyta; Magnoliopsida; Poales; Poaceae
Product: cytochrome P450 736A117-like
Exons: 2
Coding region: 23-1285 (420 amino acids)
Molecular function (GO): monooxygenase activity; iron ion binding; heme binding
Source: RefSeq, a predicted model, not a curated record